AUGGCAAGCAACGAGCAACACGACCAGGAACAGCCCACCACCACUACCGCUGCAUCAUCUGCUAUCAACAUGGCCCUUCUUCAACUCCAAUUGGGAUGCAGCAAGCAUGACAUCUCCAACAUCCCGCCGGCCGCCACCACCAACGAAAGCCCCUCUGAGAGAAGAGAGCGGAUGCGACCGGUCCUCAACAAGCUCCACGAAGACUGUGACCUGGACGGCGGCAUGGAAUGUCCUGCCGUCGUGGCUGCGCGAGGCACCUUCGAGUCCGUCGUCAAGAACCUUCUCGAUGUGUCGAUUGGCAUUGCCGCGCGUGCAGGUCGGGCCGAAAUCACUCGAGAAGACGUUGCGACGGCCGUCACGUUCUUCGACUCACGUGGCCGACCUCGCACCGAACCCGGAACCGGAGAGGAUGGAGAGGGUGAAUCAGACCAGACCAGUGGCGAACGAAUCGACGCUAUUGGCGAUGGCGACAAUGAUGGCGACAAUACCGAGGUUAAAUAA
Exophiala bonariae is the source of this 501-nucleotide messenger RNA. RefSeq lists its product as uncharacterized. The transcript has 2 exons. NCBI's taxonomy places the organism in Eukaryota, Fungi, Ascomycota, Eurotiomycetes, Chaetothyriales, Herpotrichiellaceae. The coding region runs from base 1 to 501 and encodes 166 amino acids. The record is from RefSeq and is a predicted model, not a curated record.